UUUCUUCAGUCCCCACCCCACCACCAUCCACAACCAUGGCUCUCUGCAACUCUCUCCUUCUCCUCCUCCUUUUCCUCUCCCUCUCUUCUCUCUUCAUCCUCUCAAAACAAGAAACCCAAAACCCUAAACCCAAACCUUCUUUAAAUUUCUCUCUUUCUUUCCCUCUCUCAUCUCUCCCUCUCUCUCCCUCUUCUCCUUCUUCUUCUUCUCCUCUCCUCACUUUCUCAUCAACCAAACAACCCCCUCAAACCAACCCAAAUGCUUACAGAUCUUCCUUCAAGUAUACAAUGGCUUUGAUCGUUUCUCUCCCUAUAGGGACCCCACCACAGACCCAACAGAUGGUCUUAGACACCGGAAGCCAGUUAUCAUGGAUCCAAUGCAACAAGAAAUCAACGGUCACAAAUCCUCCAAAGCCUCCUCUUUCAUCGUCUUCCUUUGAUCCUUCUCGCUCCUCCACCUUCUCUGUUCUACCCUGUAACCAUCCAAUCUGUAAACCCCAAAUUCCCGAUUUUACCCUCCCAACCUCCUGCGACCAAAACCGUCUCUGCCACUACUCUUACUUCUACGCCGACGGGACUUUAGCUGAGGGCAAUCUCGUCAGAGAAAAAAUUACCUUCUCAAGCGCUCAAGCCACUCCUCCUUUGAUCCUUGGUUGUGCUGAGAAAUCUACAGAUUCCUCCACGGAGGGUAUUUUGGGAAUGAAUCUUGGACGGCUCUCGUUUGCUGCUCAAGCCAAGGUUUCCAAGUUCUCUUAUUGUGUUCCGGUUCGACCGAACCGGUUGGUGGGGCAACCACCGGUUGGGUCUUUCUACCUCGGAAAUAAUCCAAGUUCUGGUGCGUUUCGGUACGUUGACUUGAUGAUUUUCGAUCGGAGUCAAAGUCAACGCAUGCCUAAUUUCGACCCGUUGGCGUAUACGGUAGGGAUGGAAGGGAUACGGAUUGGGGCGAAACGGUUGGAUAUUCCUCGAACCGUUUUCAGGCCGGAUGCGGGUGGUUCCGGUCAGACCAUGAUCGAUUCCGGCACGGAGUUCACGUUCUUGGUGGAUGCAGCGUAUGCUAAGGUGAAGGAGGAGAUCAUGAGGUUGGUGGGGUCCAGGGUGAAGAAAGGGUUUGUUUAUGGACAAGCGUUGGAUAUCUGCUUUGAUGGAGAUGCUGCGGAGAUCGGACGGUUAGUGGGGGACGUAGUGUUGGAGUUUGAGAAAGGGGUAGAGAUUGUGGUGGGGAAGGAUAGGUUGUUGGCUGAUGUAGGUGGUGGGGUCCACUGCUUGAGCAUCGGUCAGUCGAAUUUACUUGGAGUGGCGAGCAAUAUAAUUGGGAAUGUUCAUCAGCAGAACCUAUGGGUCGAGUUUGACCUCACCAAUCGUAGAGUUGGGUUCGGAAGAGCAGAUUGUAGCAGAUCAGCCUAAAAGAUACUCUUUUAUCCUAAUCGGACGGUGUAUAUAUCUUUCUCUCCAUAUCUUUAUAUUAUCAGGAAAAAAAAAAUUUUACUGUCAAAUGGUUUGGUUUUGAUUA
This is a messenger RNA of Macadamia integrifolia, 1512 nucleotides long. RefSeq names its product aspartic proteinase PCS1-like. The record is from RefSeq and is a predicted model, not a curated record. Gene Ontology annotation, biological process: proteolysis. Bases 36 to 1406 code for a protein of 456 amino acids. The transcript has a single exon. NCBI's taxonomy places the organism in Eukaryota, Viridiplantae, Streptophyta, Magnoliopsida, Proteales, Proteaceae. Gene Ontology annotation, molecular function: aspartic-type endopeptidase activity.